GGAAGCUUCUCCCAAACGCUUCCGCCUUGCAAAGUAAAAUGUAACGUUAGUAGAUUUGAGUGUAGUUACAAUUUCUAAGCACAUCGUUUAAAAAUUGGAUAAAAAACAUUAGACAAAAUUAGAGAAAAUGUUUUCUGGGAGUAAAGUAUCAAACGACAACGGCCUUUGGCCAUGCAUUGGAAUAGCAGCUCUCAACGUCAACAGCAGCUCGAGCGGGUUUGGUCGCAAGCCACUGGUAAUACCAGAACCGAAAGCCCAGAACCAGUUGACAGGGAAUGUUCUCCAGGGAUCGGUACCAUCCUCGCCUGAGACGGAAUGCGAGGAAAUAAAUGAUUACACUUCCAGCUACACCGCUCUGGAAAUGGACACGCGACAGAUUAUUGACAGUUUCUUAAAAAGCUUUACAGGACUCCCUCAUUCUAAAAAUGGGAAAAAACAUGUUCUGUCUACGAUGAAGCGGGUUGUGGACAGUCUCGUUGUGAAGCACGAACUGGCUUACAAAGGUUUGUUUGCACGGCUGAAUCUGGAGCAGAAAGGAGAAGAUGUGAGUUUUGUCAAGACCGUGGCAACAGAACUCUUCAGCGAUGGCAUCACAAACUGGGGUCGCAUUGCCAGCCUGCUGACUUUUGCGGCAUUGGUAUCCAAGUUUCAAAAUGAUAGAGGACUUAGCAAGUGUGUGACUCUGGUGGGGGAAGAGAUCUCUUCCUAUCUUCUCACAGACCAACAGAACUGGCUGCUCAAAAACAAAGCAUGGGAUGGCUUUGUGGAUUUUUUUCAUGUCCCGGAUACAGAGGGAGCUGUGAGAAACACAUUGAUGGCCAUUGGAAGUGUUGCAACAUUAGGAGCUGCACUUGCUUAUUUAAUACGGUGAAUCCAAAAGGACUUUGUGACCGAUAUUGAAAAACAAAGGACUCAAAGUGAACUUUUUUUUUUUUUGGUUUUCUUGGAAACAUCGAAGAGAAAUCAGUUUGCUUUUUAGUUUCAAUAUUUUGUCUUUUUUUGGAUCUCAAAUGUAUAUAAAAACUGGUUCAAAUCAAAAACUAUUUUUUUAUUAAAACGUAAACUUUAAAAUGUUCAGAUCACAAUUGCUGAUGUGCAUGUAACACAUUUAUAGCCAGUUGUUUUGUGCAGUUUACACCAGAAUCACAUGUUAAAUUGUCAUUACACAUCCAGCAGUGUUUUGUAUGCUAGAGAAUGAUAUACUUGGCUAAAUCGGGAAUUUUGAAAAAGCUGUACAUUAAAAGUCACAAUUAUUUGAUGCAACCGAUUCUUUAAAAGUGUAAUGAGCCAUUUUAGUACAACACCUUCACAAUUUCACUUAGUUUCAGGAAUAUUCUUUUGCGAUUAUAGUGCACAUGUAUAGCACAGAUAAUUUUAGGUGCUGGCUUUGGCUUGAAGUAAGCUUUAAAGCUUUUUUUUCUAAAAGCUUAUGGUGGUUCUGUUUUUGAGUCCUAAGCUUAGGACUAUGAUAGCCAACCACAAGGCUGCUAAAUGUUUUAAAUGUUUUCAUUGCAGAUAGACAUUUUAGAUACACUUGAAGUUUGAGAAGGCCAUUGAUUUGAGAAUGAUCAUUGAUCCUUUUCUGUGAAUAAUGUUUUCCUAACUGCAAAUUAAACCUUGUUUUAAUAUUCUUAGUUAAUGAAUCCCUCACCACAGUUAAAUGUGGGCUAGGUAAAGUCCAAACUGUAUGUGCUUUUAGCUAAUCAUCUGUAGCUUCAAAGGUUUGCUAGCUUUUCAUCUGUAGCUAUGUAACUUGUGCAAAUGGUUAACGAGUUUACAGUUUCUGUGUAUGCUCUUAUUGAGGCUUUGUGAAAAAGGCUGCACUGUGCUGUGGAUAAAUUUUAGGAAGUUUAUCAGAGUCCCAAAGAAACUCACUUCGAACACAAUUCAAGGUGGGAGGAGGGGAAUUCCUGUAUCUUAUUUCAAAGAGUUGAUAUUGUUUGAUUAGUCAUGUUGUUAAGUCACACUGUACCAACUGUAGGACCCACGCAUCUUAAUACUAAAUAUACAUCCCCCUUACCAUCUUUCUAGCUUUUGCCAUAAAUUAUUUGUAAUCAAAUCUACCAGCCACUGAUGUUAUGAUUAUCUGUACGACUGAGUAUCUUGACUGUAAUCCUGGCUCAAAAUAUAUUUUUGUCACCUAUAA
Carassius gibelio (silver crucian carp) is the source of this 2146-nucleotide messenger RNA. It is a transcript of the gene mcl1b, whose product is annotated as MCL1 apoptosis regulator, BCL2 family member b. The record is from RefSeq and is a predicted model, not a curated record. Lineage: Eukaryota; Metazoa; Chordata; Actinopteri; Cypriniformes; Cyprinidae. Gene Ontology annotation, biological process: extrinsic apoptotic signaling pathway in absence of ligand; intrinsic apoptotic signaling pathway in response to DNA damage; positive regulation of apoptotic process. The transcript has 3 exons. Gene Ontology annotation, molecular function: protein heterodimerization activity; protein homodimerization activity; channel activity. Gene Ontology annotation, cellular component: mitochondrial outer membrane. Bases 128 to 871 code for a protein of 247 amino acids.